This is a messenger RNA of Drosophila novamexicana, 1275 nucleotides long. RefSeq names its product serine/arginine-rich splicing factor 2 (gene SC35). NCBI's taxonomy places the organism in Eukaryota, Metazoa, Arthropoda, Insecta, Diptera, Drosophilidae. The coding region runs from base 175 to 783 and encodes 202 amino acids. The record is from RefSeq and is a predicted model, not a curated record. Gene Ontology annotation, molecular function: RNA binding. The transcript has 5 exons.
AUAAUGUUGAAAACUAUCGAAAAGAUUCAGAUGUCAGCCAUCGAUAGAGCCGUAUUCAUUCAGUAAAAAGAGCUGAGCAAAGCAGGCACAGCUGGACAAAAGGCAGCAGCGAAAAAGGCAGUAAAAUUUUGCAAAGAAAAAGUAUUUUGAAUUUACAAAACAAAUAGCGCAAUAAUGAGCACAGGUGGCACCGGAGGCGGUGCUGGCGGCGGUGCACGUCCACCACCCAGAAUCGAUGGCAUGGUCUCGCUAAAGGUCGACAAUCUCACAUAUCGCACCACACCCGAGGAUUUGCGUCGCGUCUUCGAGCGCUGCGGUGAAGUUGGCGAUAUUUACAUACCACGCGAUCGUUACACACGUGAAAGUCGCGGAUUUGCUUUCGUGCGUUUCUAUGACAAGCGCGACGCCGAGGACGCACUGGAGGCCAUGGACGGACGCAUGCUGGACGGCAGGGAGCUGCGCGUGCAGAUGGCGCGCUACGGCCGUCCCUCGUCGCCGACGCGUCGCAACAGCAGCAGCAGUCGUCGCGGCGCCGGACUCGGCGCUGGCGCUGGCGGCGGCGGCGGUGGACGUCGACGUUCGCGCUCCCGUUCGCCGCUGCGUCGCCGUUCGCGCAGUCCGCGCCGUCGCUCCUAUUCGCCGCGUUCACGUUCCCGGUCCGCGGGCAGCCGUUCGCCGGGACGCCGCAGCAAGUUCUCGCGCAGUCCCGUGCGCGGCGACAGUCGCAACGGCGUCGCCAGCGGCGCCCUGGCCGGCGCAUCACGCAGUCGCAGUCGUUCCUAAAGACGCCACGGCUCGCUUCAGACGUUCCAUACUCGUAGGGGUGCGAUAAGCCUUGAAUUGACUCGUGGACAAGGGUUUCCUUCCGGGGCAGGUGCUCAACUGGGCUACCUGAAACAACUUCUCAUGCUGUGUACCAGAACAGCAGGCAAGUGUGCGCGGCGUUUGUUGCAGUCGCAGUCGCAGUCGCAGUCGUUGCUGCCGUGUGGCUGUUAAUAUAAAUGUUAUGUUAUGGCCGGCGAGUCGUGCGUGGGCAAGGCAGAGUCGCUGAAAGAGAGAGAGAGAGAGGGAGAGCGAGAGAAAAAGAGCGCGGAAGCAAAGCAGCGUGUGUGCUUUUUUUAUUUUUACUUCUUUACAAACUCACUGAGAGAGAGAGCGAGAGAGCGGCGCCAAAGCAGACACAACGAGAGCGGAGAGCUGAACGUCGCGUCGCUGCUGCUACUGUUGCUGUUAACUGCAAAACUUCGCUGCGCUGCUGAUGUUGCUGCUGCUGCU